GUGGAUAGUUGCAAUGCAAGUCUUUACAACCACUGCACUGAUCAAUAAACGAACGUGUUGUUUUACGAACGUUUAAUUAAACACUAAAGUUGCUUUGACUCUAGGCUACACAAAACCGCUACGCGUUUCUUUACACUAAAUACAUGUGCAAUUAACUAAUAUGUUAUAACGAUGGAAUGAAUGUGGCUAAUAUUAAGCCCAGUCUGAUAACACUACUGGUCGAAUAGGCUCGGCUAUUGUAUGUUCAAACGUAGUUGAUAUGAUUCAAAUCUUUAAAUAUAAUAUUGUAAGCGGUUCAGCACCGCUGACGUUACACAGUGUUUGAGAACUGCUGAGAAUUAUCUUUGGGGAAGACACCCACACAACCUUUGAUCCAUGUAACUCCUUGGUUUGAAAGACUGUCACGAGACUGGGUUAAUGUUAAUUUAGGGCUACUUACCAGAGGAUCUUUUAUAAAAUGCUGCAGCUUGGACGUUGAAGAGACAUCUUUAUUUAACAUUUUUUGAACAAGAAUUUCCUCAUUUCUUGAAUUGUAAAUUACAAGAGUGGAUUGAUCCUUGGGUGGAAAAUGGCUUCUGUGACAUUUAGCCCAGAAUCCAAGGAGGUUAAUGGCCCUGCCAGUGAGGAGAACAGAGAGGCGUCGGUGAAUGUGACUGUUGAUGAUGGGAAAGAGGAAAGCCUUGAUCCAGACACCCUGUACCAUCAAAUCCGAAAGAAGAUCACCCCAUUUGUCAUGUCAUUUGCGUUUCGGAUAUUCGGUGUGGUGCUCAUUUUCGUGGACGUCGCUCUGGUGAUCGCCGACCUGUCUCUCCCCGAGCAGAGCCGGCCGGUUGGGAACGCUCUGGAAGGCGUGUCCCUCGCCAUCUCCGUCAUGUUCCUGCUGGACGUCCUGCUCAGGGUCUACGUGGAAGGGUUCAAAGUGUACUUCAGUUCCAAGCUGAAUAUCAUGGACGCCUGCAUUGUGGUCGUCACGCUCAUCGUCACGAUGUUCUACACUUUCACCCAGCUGUCUGGGUCAAGUCUAAUACCCAGGUUGGUGACUUUCCUGCGGGCUCUGAGAGUGGUGAUGUUGGUGCGGAUCAUCAGGUUGGCCGUGCAGAAGAAGGAGCUGGAGAAAGCCACCAGGAGGAUGGUGUCAGAAAACAAGAGACGCUACCAAAAAGACGGCUUUGAUCUGGACUUGACUUACGUUACGGAUCAGAUCAUUGCCAUGUCAUUCCCUUCAUCUGGGAAGCAGUCGUUCUACAGGAAUCCUAUUAAAGAAGUGGCAAGGUUUCUGGACACUAAACAUGAAGAUCAUUACAAAGUCUACAACCUCUGCAGCGAGAAAGGCUACGAUCCACUGUUUUUCCACUACAGAGUGCAUCGGGUCUUCAUUGAUGACCACAACGUACCUUCUCUGGUAGACAUGCUGAAGUACACAGCCAGUGUGAGAGAGUGGAUGUCUGCUGACCCUAAGAAUGUCAUCGUCAUCCACUGCAAAGGAGGAAAGGGCCGCACAGGAACCAUGGUGUGUGUCUGGCUGAUCGACAGUGACCAGUUUGAAAGCGCACAGGAAAGCUUGGAUUACUUUGGCGAAAGACGGACGGACAAAAGCAUGAGCUCAAAGUUCCAGGGGGUGGAGACCCCCUCACAGAGCAGGUAUGUAGGAUACUAUGAGAUUAUGAAGAACACCUACGACAGACAGCUUCCUCCAGAGAAGAGUCUACAAAUACAAAGCAUACGGAUUCACUCAAUCAAAGGCGUGGGGAAGGGGGAUGGCAGAGACCUGUCGCUGAAGGUGAUGGUGAAAAAGGAGACAGUGUUUCAGUGUGUGUGCAGCACACAGGAGAACUGCACAGUUCUUCCAGAUACUGAGAAUAACGCCGUGGUCAUCAGUUUUGAGGAGGGCCCCGUCGUCAGUGGAGAUGUGAAGAUCAUGUUUGCGUCCAGUGCAGAACCCCCUGUACUGUUGUCUUUUUCCCAGGGUCUUCCAAAGGGAUACGAGAACUGCCCCUUUUAUUUCUGGUUCAACACUUCAUUCGUGGAGAACAACAGACUGCACCUGCCUAGAGAUGAGUUGGACAAUCCGCACAAACCUAAAACCUGGGACAUCUACCAGGAGGACUUUGGUCUGACUCUGGCCUUCUGUGAGAUGUAAUUCCAUUAAUCUCCACCAGGGGCACUGAUCCCUGCUGAUGUUUUAGAAUCAGCGAUAUACACAAGUUUGACCUGUCAAACACGGUUUUGUAAAGAUUGAAUAA
This is a messenger RNA of Conger conger (European conger), 2243 nucleotides long. Its product is annotated as phosphatidylinositol 3,4,5-trisphosphate 3-phosphatase TPTE2-like. NCBI's taxonomy places the organism in Eukaryota, Metazoa, Chordata, Actinopteri, Anguilliformes, Congridae. Gene Ontology annotation, biological process: monoatomic ion transport; protein dephosphorylation; transmembrane transport. The transcript has 19 exons. Gene Ontology annotation, molecular function: monoatomic ion channel activity; phosphatidylinositol-3,4,5-trisphosphate 3-phosphatase activity; protein tyrosine phosphatase activity. The coding region runs from base 569 to 2140 and encodes 523 amino acids. Gene Ontology annotation, cellular component: membrane; cytosol. The record is from RefSeq and is a predicted model, not a curated record.